Erigeron canadensis is the source of this 1017-nucleotide messenger RNA. RefSeq names its product GDSL esterase/lipase At5g33370-like. Bases 1 to 1017 code for a protein of 338 amino acids. The transcript has 5 exons. Gene Ontology annotation, molecular function: hydrolase activity, acting on ester bonds. NCBI's taxonomy places the organism in Eukaryota, Viridiplantae, Streptophyta, Magnoliopsida, Asterales, Asteraceae. The record is from RefSeq and is a predicted model, not a curated record.
AUGUCUAACACUGCUACGCCUGCCAUUUUCAUAUUUGGUGACUCUACCGCUGAUGUAGGAACGAAUUCAUUUUUGACCAAAACUCCUAUUGAGUAUAAAGCUAAUUAUCCCCACCAUGGUAUCGAUUUUCCCAACUCUAGACCGACAGGACGAUUCAGCAAUGGCUUUAACAGUGCCGAUUACCUCUCAAAGCUAAUGGGACACAAAAGAAGCCCACAACCGUACUUGUUUCUCCUUAGAGCGGGACUCAGAAAGCAGAUGUUUAGAGGUGUAAAUUUUGCCUCCGCGGCAUCCGGUCUUCUUGAUGUGACAGGAAAACAAUUGAAUAUUGUACCAAUGUCAAAGCAAAUCAAGCAAUUCGAGACGGUUCUUAGCAAUCUAACUUUGGUAAAGGGUCGAGGAGCGGCUACAAAUAUUAUCGCAAAAUCCGUGUUUGCCAUUAGUGUCGGAAGCAACGACAUUUUUGGCUAUUUUCAAGACAAUAGCACUGUUGAUCCUCCUAUUUUCAUUGCCUCACUAAUCACAGAAUACAAGUGUCAUAUUGAGUCUUUGUACAAACUCGGUGCAAGGAAGUUUGGGAUCAUAAGUGUGCCUCCAAUCGGAUGUUGUCCAUCACAAAGACUCAAUAAUCAUACAGGCGGAUGCUUUGAGAUCGAAAACACUUUUGCUCGUGCAUUUCACGCGUCACUCGAUGCCCUUUUGGAGAAACUCUCUUGUGAACUAAAAGGAAUGAAGUAUUCACUUGGAAAUUCAUAUAACAUGACAAUGAAUGUCAUCACAUACCCACAACUAUUCAACUUGACGUCUGUUGAUGCAGCAUGUUGCGGCGAAGGGGUGUUACGUGCACAAAAGGGUUGUUCUCCAAAAGCAAGUUUAUGUCCGAAUCGUGAGAACUACCUCUUCUGGGACUUGUUUCAUCCAACACAGUAUGCAUCCGAGCUUGCAGCCAACACAUUAUACAAUGGUGGACCGGAAUUCGUAAAACCGAUUAACUUUGCGCAGUUGGCUGCAUAUUGA